AUGAAGGGAAUCCAGCUAAGCUCCUACGUCAAGGGCCCCUCCGACCUCACCGUCACAACCCUCCCCGACCCCGUCCCCGCGGCAGACGAAUACCUCAUCUCCAUCCGCGCCGCCGCCACAAACUUCUUCGACCUCCUCCAAAUCCAGGGCAAAUACCAGCACCAACCCCCCUUCCCCUGGAUCUCGGGCAUGGAAUUCGCCGGCGUGGUCCUCCACGCACCCCCCACCGCCAAAUACCCCAUCGGCACGCGCGUCUUCGGCGCAAAACAAGGCGCCUACUCCACCCUCAUCACCGUGAAGGAAGACGUUCUCCACGCCGUCCCCGCCGGCUGGAGCUUCGCCGACGCCGCAGGCCUGUACGUUACCGCGCCCACCUCCUACGCCGCGCUGCACCUGCGCGCGCGGCUGGCGCCCGGCGAGACCGUGCUCGUGCACGCGGGGGCGGGGGGCGUCGGGCUUGCGGCCAUCCAGAUUGCGAAGGCGGCUGGCGCGACGGUGAUUGCCACUGCGGGGACGGGCGAGAAGCUGGCCGUGUGUCGGCGCUUUGGGGCGGACCAUGGCGUGGACUACCGGGGCAAGGGGUGGAGCGCGGAGGUGCUGGCGCUGACGGGGGGCAGGGGAGUGGAUGUGGUGUUUGAUCCCGUGGGGAUGGUGGAGGCGUCGUUGAAGUGUGUUGCGUGGAAUGCGCGGGUGCUUGUGGUGGGGUUUGCGGGGGGUGUGAUUGAGAAGGUGGCGAUGAAUAGGGUGUUGUUGAAGAAUGUGAGUGUUGUGGGGAUACAUUGGGGGAUGUAUGCGGAGAAGGAGAGGGAGGAGAGGACGGUGGAGAAGGUGUGGGAUGGGUUGUUGGGGUUGGUGGGGGAGGGGAGGUUUAAGCCGACGGUGUAUGAUAAGGAGUUUGUGGGGUUGGAGAGUGUAGGGGCGGCGUUGCAGGCGCUGGGCGGGAGGGAGACGUGGGGAAAGGUUGUGGUGACUGUGCCGGAGGAGAAGGGGAGUCGCUUGUAG
Morchella importuna is the source of this 1002-nucleotide messenger RNA. RefSeq lists its product as uncharacterized. Gene Ontology annotation, molecular function: oxidoreductase activity; zinc ion binding. Gene Ontology annotation, cellular component: mitochondrion. The record is from RefSeq and is a predicted model, not a curated record. Bases 1 to 1002 code for a protein of 333 amino acids. NCBI's taxonomy places the organism in Eukaryota, Fungi, Ascomycota, Pezizomycetes, Pezizales, Morchellaceae. The transcript is spliced from 3 exons.